AUGAUAUCGAGCGAAGCACCGAUUACAGCAAUCACCGACAAGACUGCAGACGAUGAUGCGUCGGAUGUGACUGUGGAAAGUAUUCUUCAAAAUGUCCCACUGGAACAAGGACUUCAGCAAGGGCUUCAGCAGCAACAACAACAGCAACAGCAGCAACAAGAAGACGAUGAAGUACGAUCUCAGUCGUACCUUCCUCAACAACUUCAACAAUCCAAACCUGCUGCUCCCAAAUUGUCUCAACUACAAGAGAAAUGGAACCAAUCCUUUGCAAGUUCCGUUGGUUCGGUCCAAUCGGGGGAUUCGCCAGUCGUCUAUGCCAGGGCUGUGAACUUGCCGACUGUUCGCAGUUCCUUGCCCACCACUACUACGGGUACAAAAAUGGACAAUACUAAAGGGCGACCGCCCGUCAAGGUUCGUGUGACGACCACUAACACGGGGAAGCCCAUUACUCCAACUCGAGCCGCUACUUCCAAUAAUACUGCUGCCAAUCGAAUACUGUCAAACAGCAAAGCACCUCCCAGGACUGCCAACAAAACACCGCCCAGGACUGCCAAUAAAACACCACCUCGAAAGAGCACAAAGUCGUCCAGAAUGUCCGCAGCACUAAAUCAUCAGCAUCAACCCACUCCUCCUCCUCCCGAUAUGAAUGCUGGCCUGUAUAUGUUUGCCCAAAUGGGACCUGACGGUUCACCACCCAAAGCAAUCAUUGAAACCUUUCAGGGUUCUUGUCAGUGCGGCGAAAUACAGUUGCAAGUCCGAUUGCCCAGUCAUGACGACAAACUUUUGUUGGAAGUCGAAACCACCCCGGAAGAGAUCGCGGCCGAAGAAAAGAUUUAUUAUCGCUACAUCAAGGCACGACAAAAAGAUUUUGACAUUACCAAAGGACAAGCCCGCAUGUCAACCUAUUUUGUCACCAUGUCGGCGCCUCCCAUUUUGGUAUCUUCGACUGCUGCUGCUGCUUCCACUUCUUCUUCUUCUCCAUCCGCUGCCGCUGCUUCUGCUGCUUCCCAAAAAUCCAAAUUCUUCAUUCGACCCAACCAGGACAAUACUUCUCCUCGAUCCCAUUCGAAAGGCGCUCGCGUCUUUUGUCCCCAAUGUGGCGUUCACGUGUUGUACAUUCCCGGCAAGAAUGCUCCUCAUUUGCACCUCAACAUUAAUUGCUUCCCCACCUUGGCCAAACAAUAUCCACCGCCGCCACCACCUCCCAAAUCACGCACAUUGGAACGAGAAGCUUGGUUUUGGGAUCCCAAGACCUAUUCGAAAUACUUGAAGAGCACCAAUACUUCGGAAGGACCUACUGGCAUUGCCUUCUUGGAUCGGUGUUGGCAAUUGAUCCAAGAACAUUUGAAAGAGUACUUGCCAUCGGUACAAGACUUUUUGGCGAACGUUUUAAUGCCUCCUCCAUCGAGUACUACUACUACUACUACUACUACUACCACAUCUGCCAAUAAUAUUAUUGUUGACAAUAAGAGCAUCAAAGACAGCAGCAGCAGCAGCAAGGGAGAAGAACCGGAUACACCUCAUAGUAUUAGAGAAAGCGUCGUCAUGGCCUUUGAAGGGAUUCCUACUCCGGAAAGUAGCUUUUUGGAAGACCCUGAAGAUAUCAUUCUAGAUGGUCUAUCAGUAGAAGGAGCAAUGACAGAAGAUGGAAGUUUCAGGAUAGACAUGAUUGAGAUGGAUUCAUUGAAACUGGAUGUGACGGAGUGA
Molecule: messenger RNA, 1707 nt
Organism: Cylindrotheca closterium
Lineage: Eukaryota; Bacillariophyta; Bacillariophyceae; Bacillariales; Bacillariaceae
Source: the annotation of a GenBank genome assembly